This is a messenger RNA of Lactuca sativa (garden lettuce), 1493 nucleotides long. RefSeq names its product purple acid phosphatase 2. The record is from RefSeq and is a predicted model, not a curated record. Lineage: Eukaryota; Viridiplantae; Streptophyta; Magnoliopsida; Asterales; Asteraceae. Gene Ontology annotation, molecular function: acid phosphatase activity; metal ion binding.
UGCUCUUUUCUUGAGAGAAAUGAUAUCUUAUAGGUGUUAUUCGAUUGCAAUUUUAUGGUUUUUAGCAUUGAAUAAUGGAGGUUUGUUGUUGCUCUCUAAUGGAGGAACUACAAGUUCUUUUAUUAGAAAUGAAGAAAAAAGCAUAGACAUGCCUUUUGAUAGUGAUGUCUUUCAUGCCCCUUCCGGCUAUAAUGCACCUCAGCAGGUUCAUAUAACACAAGGUGAUCAUGUGGGAAAAGCUGUGAUAGUGUCAUGGGUAACGAUGGAUGAACCGGGUUCAGAUACGGUUUUUUAUUGGCCCCAAGAUAGUACCCAAAAAAACCAAACCAAAGGCCAAAUGUACACUUACAAGUACUACAACUACACUUCUGGUUACAUCCAUCAUUGCACCCUCAAAAACUUAGAGUUUAAUACUAAAUACUAUUAUGAGGUUGGCGUCGGGCACACGACAAGAACAUUUUGGUUUGUGACACCUCCGGAAGUCGGUCUCGAUGUGCCCUACACUUUUGGAAUCAUUGGGGAUCUUGGUCAAACAUACGAUUCAAAUCGCACACUUACACAUUAUGAAAUGAACCCUGUGAAAGGGGAGACGGUGUUGUAUGUUGGUGAUUUGUCUUAUGCUGAUCAUUAUGAGUUCCAUGAUAACCGAAGAUGGGAUACUUGGGGAAGGUUUGUCGAAAGAAGCGUAGCAUAUCAACCUUGGAUUUGGACAGCUGGAAACCAUGAGCUUGAUUAUAGUCCCCCCAUAGGUGAAAAGAAGCCAUUUAAGCCUUUUCUCCAUCGAUAUCAUGUCCCCUUUGAAGCAUCUGGGAGCACAGAACCCCUUUGGUACUCAAUCAAGAGAGCUUCGGCAUAUAUCAUUGUAUUAUCUUCAUAUUCAGCAUAUGGCACAUACACUCCACAGUACAUGUGGCUCAUUGAGGAACUACCGAAGGUUAAUAGAAGCGAAACUCCAUGGUUGAUUGUUCUUAUGCAUUCUCCAUGGUACAAUAGCAACACGUACCAUUACAUGGAAGGCGAAACCAUGCGAGUUAUGUUUGAAUCAUGGUUUGUUAAAUACAAGGUGGAUGUUGUAUUUGCCGGUCAUGUUCAUGCAUAUGAACGUUCGGAACGCAUAUCCAACAUUGCUUAUAACAUUGUGAAUGGGGAAUGCACUCCUGUCCACGACCAAAAUGCCCCUGUGUACAUCACAAUCGGAGAUGGAGGGAACAUCGAAGGACUAGCAACCUAUAUGAUGGAGCCACAACCAAAAUAUUCUGCAUUUAGAGAAGCUAGUUUUGGUCAUGCAACAUUUGAGAUUAAAAAUCGAACACAUGCUUAUUACAGUUGGCAUCGCAAUGUUGACGGGUAUGCUGUUAAAUCGGAUUCCAUGGUGUUUUUCAAUAGACAUUGGUAUCCAAAGAAUGAAUCUAUAUGUCAAACUUAAAGCGAAGUGGUGGUUCCUUUUUGAUUUUUCGGUACAUAAACAAUAAGUUUGGGUGUUUGAAUUAUGA